This is a messenger RNA of Symbiodinium sp. CCMP2592, 504 nucleotides long. The record is from the annotation of a GenBank genome assembly. NCBI's taxonomy places the organism in Eukaryota, Dinophyceae, Suessiales, Symbiodiniaceae.
AUGGGCGCUGGGUGGACUUUACGCAUGCCGUGGCCAAACUCCUGGCACCAACUGCUCUUGGCUGCGCCGGCCGAGCCGAGCUGGGCGUCGAAACUGCCGAAGCCACUGAGAGACCCGGAGGUGAAGUUGGCGAAGCAGCUUUGUCGCUUGCAUGGCCUCGAGGUGCCCGGAGCUUUCAGCCAGUCUGGAGGAGGUUACAGCGCGGAUGCAUCCGACGGCGAGCUUGUGGCCCUUAAAGAGGAACUUGCCAAGGCUCUCCAGGAGGCAGAUGCUGCAUGUGCAGCUUUGCGAAAGAAGGAGGCAGAGGUCGCUCAGCUCCGGCGGCGAGCGGCGGGCACUCCUGAGAUUCCUGUGUGCAAGAAGCUUCUCGGCGAGGGAGGUGCCGACAACAUCGCGGUCGGGGCGUUGGUCGAGAUCCUGGAUGCAGAGGUGCAGUUUCCCUACCCACGGCGUUGGCGACGCCCGCUCUUCUGGGUUCUGGGUACUGUACCCUUCUGUUUGUAA